Sphenostylis stenocarpa is the source of this 1803-nucleotide messenger RNA. NCBI's taxonomy places the organism in Eukaryota, Viridiplantae, Streptophyta, Magnoliopsida, Fabales, Fabaceae. The record is from the annotation of a GenBank genome assembly.
AUGGAGCAGUAUGAAAUUUUAGAACAGAUUGGAAGAGGCUCCUUUGCUUCUGCUCUACUUGUCAGACACAGGCACGAGAACAAAAAGUAUGUUCUUAAGAAGAUCCGGCUUGCCCGCCAGACGGAUAGAACCCGUAGAUCUGCUCACCAGGAGAUGGAGCUUAUCUCUAAAGUUCGAAACCCAUUUAUCGUGGACUAUAAAGAUUCCUGGGUAGAAAAGGGUUGUUUUGUAUGUAUCGUCAUUGGCUAUUGUGAAGGAGGAGAUAUGACAGAAGCAAUUAAAAAGGCCAAUGGUGUACAUUUUCCUGAAGAGAAGCUCAGUAAGUGGCUGGUUCAGCUGCUGAUGGCACUUGAUUACUUGCAUGCAAAUCAUAUUCUUCAUCGUGAUGUCAAGUGUUCAAAUAUAUUCUUGACAAAAGAUCAAGAUAUACGUCUGGGUGACUUUGGUCUAGCUAAAAUGUUGACAUGCGAUGAUCUUGCAUCUUCAGUUGUUGGGACUCCAAGUUAUAUGUGCCCUGAGCUUCUUGCUGAUAUACCCUAUGGCUCUAAAUCAGAUAUAUGGUCUUUGGGAUGCUGUGUAUAUGAAAUGGCUGCUCACAAACCAGCUUUUAAAGCUCUUGUGAGUUUCUCUCUAUGGGUGGCAAUUUUUUCUUUGGAUGAUACGUUAUCGGCAAAACUUUCUAUUCGAGGACUCAUUAAGAGUAUGCUGCGGAAGAAUCCUGAGCUUCGGCCUAGUGAAAUGGUUUUCAAUGAUAUUAUAUCCGUUUGGACCCUUAAAACAUUUGGCACCCCCAAACUUGAGUCAAGCUCCACCACUGAUCACAGCCCUCUUCGAGUUCAUUUCCUUGCCCCGGAUUCUGUUUCUACACUUUCUGGAAGAGAUAAAAGAUUGUCAUUCAGCAAUGACAGGGCGUUGAAUCCUAGUAUUUCUGGAACUGAAGUAGGAUCUGUGUGUUCUACUCAAAGAGGUCAAGGAUUCUCUACUUGUUCAAAAGAGAAACACUAUGAACUAUCUGUUGGUUGUGUUCGUGAAGAAUGCAAUUCGAACAAGUCAAGAGACACAAAGUCCUCAACUGUUGAUAGGAUGCCAAGAUUGAGAACAGCCAAGGAAUAUGCCACUCCCCGAAGGCAGACAAUACCAUCAAAGAUAUCCAAUACUGGUUCCAAGCGUGAGUUACUUCCAGCAUAUUCCACUCCAGGUGUGAAAUUUACCGUACCAACCCGCAGAGCUUCCCUUCCUCUGCCUACCAGAACCAUGGGUAUGACCACCCCUUAUAGGGCUAAUGUUGGUCUUCUUCGAGACGUGGACUCUCCUGAUAUUUCUGUUAAUGCCCCGCGAAUUGACAAGAUUGCCGAAUUCCCUCUAGCAUCUUGUGAGGAUUCUCUCUUUCCUGUCCAUGGAACUUCAUCGACCUUGGCUCAGUGUUCUUCUGGUUCCCCGAAGAGUGCUGACUGUUUAAUCACGAAAGACAAGUGCACAAUCCAAGUUGUGGACAAAGUCAGUGUCCCUUCAAGUGUACAAUCCCCAAAGAGUGCUGCUCCAGUUUCACAUGGCAAUGAAUGCUCUGAACAUGCUGUUUCAAGCCACUCCUCUGCCGAGUCUCGCCAACAAAGGUUUGACCCCUCGUCUUACCAGCAACGUGCCGAGGCAUUGGAGGGUUUGCUUGAGUUCUCUGCUCGGCUUCUACAGCAACAAAGGUUUGAAGAACUUGGGGUGUUGUUGAAGCCAUUCGGUCCUGAGAAGGUUUCCCCAAGAGAAACAGCUAUUUGGUUGGCUAAGAGCUUCAAAGAAACUGUGGCCUAA